Messenger RNA from Cutaneotrichosporon cavernicola, 1851 nucleotides. RefSeq lists its product as uncharacterized. The record is from RefSeq and is a predicted model, not a curated record. Gene Ontology annotation, biological process: phenylalanyl-tRNA aminoacylation. Lineage: Eukaryota; Fungi; Basidiomycota; Tremellomycetes; Trichosporonales; Trichosporonaceae. Gene Ontology annotation, molecular function: magnesium ion binding; phenylalanine-tRNA ligase activity; ATP binding. The transcript has 5 exons. Gene Ontology annotation, cellular component: cytoplasm; phenylalanine-tRNA ligase complex. Bases 1 to 1851 code for a protein of 616 amino acids.
AUGCCGACCAUCUCUGUCGACAAGGCUGACUUCUACCGCCGCAUCGGCAGCGAGUACACUACCGAGGAGUUUGACGAGCUGUGCUUCGAUUUCGGUGUCGAGCUGGACGAGGACACAACGGCCGACGUUGAGGCAGCCCGCAAGGCCGGCCUCCCAACCGAGGCGCCACAGCUCAAGAUCGAGAUCCCCGCCAACCGCUACGACCUUCUGUGCUCCGAGGGCCUCGCGCGCUCCCUUCGCGUCUUCUUGGGCCGCGAGGCGCCCACGUCAUACACCCUCGCGAAGCCGACUCAGGAGGCGUUCAUCGAGCCCAGCACGUCGCCGCUGCGUCCGUACUUUGCCGCCGCCGUCCUCCGCCUCGCGCGCCCGAUGAACGACCUGGAGUACAACUCGUUCAUUGAUCUCCAGGACAAGCUGCACCACAACCUGUGCCGACAGCGCAAGUUUGUCGCCAUCGGCACGCACGACCUGGACACGAUCGAGGGUCCCUUCCGCUACAUGUGCCGCGACCCGCACCAGAUCAAGUUUGCCCCUUUGAACAAGGACACCGAGUACACCGCCGCGCAGCUCAUGGAGCUGUACGACAGCGACAGGCAUUUGUCCAAGUACCUCCCCAUUAUCCGUGACGCGCCAGGCUACCCCAUCAUCUACGACAAGCACGAUCGCGUGCUGUCGAUGCCGCCGGUCAUCAACUCGCAGCACUCCAAGAUCGUCGCUGGCAAGACCACUAACAUCUUCGUUGACGUGACUGCCACGGAUAAGACCAAGCUAGACAUUGUUGUCAUGCUCAUGGCAACCAUGUUCGCUGAGUACUGCAAGGUGCCGUUCGAGGUCGAGCCUGUCAAGAUCCACUACCCCGACGGCACGACCACCCUCACGCCCAACGUCGCGCCGCGCAAGACGACCGCGUCGCAUGCCUACAUCAACGCCGCGGCGGGUCUCGACCUCUCCACCGAGGAGUGGGCUGGUCUCUUGACCAAGAUGUCGCUGGCCGCUACCGUGUCCGAGGCGGACCACGAUGUGCUCGACGUGCUCGUGCCCUGCACGCGUCCUGACAUCCUGCACGAGUGUGACAUUAUGGAGGACGCGGCCAUCGCGUACGGGUACAACAACCUGCCGACUUCCAUGGAAGGGUCGGCGACGGUCGCCAAGCCCACGCCAGUCAACAAGCUCGGCGACAUCCUGCGCAAGGAGUGUGCAAUGGCCGGCUGGACCGAGUGCCUCCCCUACAUCCUGUGCAGCCACGACGAGAACUACGCUUGGCUCCUGCGCAAGGACCCUGGUGGCGAGUGCAUCCGCCUGGCCAACCCCAAGACGACCGAGUUCCAGGUUGUGCGCACGUCCCUCGUUCCCGGCCUCCUGAAGACGGCGCGCGAGAACAAGGCCGUCCCCCUCCCCCUCAAGGUGUUCGAGGUCAGCGACGUCGCCUUCCAGCGCCCCGAGCUCGACCGGCGCUCUCGGAACGAGCGUCACCUCGGGGCCGUCUACAUCAACCACAAGGCGGGCUUCGAGGUCGUCCACGGCCUUCUCGACCGCAUCAUGCAGAUCCUCGGUGUGCCGUACAUUGCCACGGCCGACUCCAAGGCCGAGUAUGGGUACUACAUCGCCGAGGCCAAGGACGAGCCGAGCUUCCUCCCGGGCCGUGCGGCACACGUUUUCCUCCGCCCCAGGCAGAAGUCUCAGAAGAAGGGCGGCCCACUUGAGACGGCUGCCAGCGCGCUCAAGGCGGCGCUUCCUGGCCAGGACAUCAAGCUCGGCCAGCUUGGCAUCCUCCACCCCGAGGUCCUCGCCAACUUUGACCUCACGCGUCCCGCGUCCACGCUCGAGAUCAACAUCGAGCCCCUGUUGUAG